AUGCUUGGACAAAAAAAUAAUUUAAAAAAAAUUGAUAUAGUAAAACAUUUUGUACUAGAAGGUUAUAAAAGAUCAACAGUUUAUGAUGCAAUAAAACGUUGCGAAAUUGGUCUAGCAAUUGAAGAUUGUCCAAGGAGUGAUUGUCCAACAUCUUUUAAUAAAAAAAACCUGAAGUGUUUACAAAAUGCUGCUGAAAAUCGUGUUACUUUAUCAGCAAAAGGUUUUUCGAAACCUUUUAUUGAAGCUGCGCAAGGUCCGACUGCUACUGCCGAUGUUUACAUUCAUCAAUGUUUGAGUAAACAUCUUUCAUUUAUUAACGAACACCAUGUUCAUGAUGAUUACGUAUUUUGGCCUGACUUUGCAUCUUCACAUUAUGCUAAAGAAACAACAGAAUGGCUUAUUCAACAUAACAUCAAAUUUAUAUCGAAAGAAGGCAAUCCACCAAAAGUUCUGAAAGCUCGACCAAUAGACGAUUUUUGGUAG
This is a messenger RNA of Rotaria sordida, 483 nucleotides long. The record is from the annotation of a GenBank genome assembly. Lineage: Eukaryota; Metazoa; Rotifera; Eurotatoria; Philodinida; Philodinidae.